GUUGUGAAUGGAAGUUAGUUGUUUCUUGCUGACGACGAGUCAAGUGCUCUGACAGAGACUGCUGCUAACAGCAAGACAUAAAACCAAAGUUUCGCCACUUGUAAACAGCCAUUGUGUGUUUCUGGAGAAGAGAAAUCGUGUGAUGCGGGUAAGACAUUAUUUGCGAAAUGGUCUGAAGAGAUGAGGUUUCAUUUUGUAAGCUAACAAGCUAGCGAACCUGUUGUCGGUUGGCAUUUGGCUAGCUAGCUGCUUGCCAUUUGAAUUGGAGGCUUUUGGACAGAGACCGGCAGUUCGCUACGACUUUGGAAGGACUUGAAACGGAAUACGUAAAAAUAACUGGUUGAUUUGCGAAGAAAACCCACGAAAAAGGAGCAUAUUUGCACGUCUCAACGUUUUUGGAAACAAACUUACUCCAGAUACUCUGAAAGGAUCCUACUUCAUUGCGGAGGAGCCGGGAAUUCACUGAUUAGUAGAAAGAAAUCGAUUAAGUGAAAGGACAUGGCUAGCUGUCCGGCUAGCUAACUACGAUGGAUAAUUCCAAUGUUUUAUCAUGCGCAGUUCACAGUGAUUAACGAAAUGCUCUUGUAGACAGUAUCCCCGUAAAGGCAUCAAAACAACCAAGCAUUUGUGGGAGAUAUCAGAUUAAAGCGGAUAAGCAAAAUCCUACCGUCACAAAUGUAUUAGGGAGUUGUUCUCGGGAUCAAUUGCAAAUGAAAAUGAGGGAUCACAGAAAUCUGAAUUCCAACAACUCUGCUGGACAAAAGCACGAUGAUAUUUUUGACGAUCCCAGUGUAGGGGCUACAUUUAGCACAAUAGUAUCUACACAAGGAGAGUUUAAUAAGUGGCAGCACGAUGGUCUUUACUCAACAAUUGGCACUGCCAUAAUAGCUGACAGUCGAAGACGCACGGAACAGGAGUAUCUGCGCAAGGAGUUUACAUUCGAUUGCAGCGGCGGGGCUCAUGUUAGUGACCGCCCUGCAUGCCCAAAAAAAUAUGUUAACGUUAGAACAGGUCGAUUUCAAGACAUGCACGGGAGAAAUCAAACCUUGAACACAACUGACAGCGGGAGGCGCAUUGAAAACGCUUUUCAUUCUGGUGGCCGUCGCUCUCAUCCGAAGUGUAACGUUAGCGGGAAAACCUCUGAUGCCAAAGUACAGCUGGUCAUGGAUGCUACUUUUUACCAAAUAACUGGGGACAGACUAUCCAGUAUGAAUGGUAAUAUUACGGAAAUUACCCGCCACAAUCACGGUGACAAAAAGAUUACCCGAGAGAUUACACGCAACAGCCCAGUAAACAGCCGCCAAAUCGGGAAUGGAAGGAGAAAGUUUACACUGAGUAUAUGUAGUUGGUGGGCGUUCUUCUUUUUCAAUUCCCAUGUGCUGACAGCGCUGGCUCAAGAUGACGUGGCUCCCUAUUUCAAGACCGAGCCGGGCCCGCCGCAGACCCACCUGGAGGGGAACCGCUUGGUCUUGACCUGCCUGGCGGAAGGGAGCUGGCCCCUGGAGUUCAAGUGGAUGCUCAACAACUCUGACAUCACUUCCUUCUCUCCUGAGUACAAGUACAGCGUGGCGUCCCUGCAGCGCUCCGACGCCGGCUUCUACCAGUGCGUGGUGCGGAACAGGCGGGGCGCGCUGAUGCAGAGGAAGACUGAAGUGCAUGUAGCGUACAUGGGCAGCUUCGCGGAGCAGGAGCAGAGGAAGACUGUGUCCCAGGGCCGGGCGGCCGUCCUGAACCCCCCCGCCGUCAGCAGCUACCCCCGCCCCCAGGUCACCUGGUUCAGGGACGGCUACAAGAUCAUCCCCAGCUACCGAGUAGCAAUAACCUUGGACAAUCAGCUCGUGGUGCUGUCGACAGCUGCGCCCGAUGCAGGACGGUACUACGUCCAGGCAGUUAAUGAAAAGAAUGGAGAGAACAAGACAAGCCCAUCCAUUUACCUGAGCGUGGCAAUAAGCAAGAAGAACCGAGGAACUCUUGACUCGGACGCUCCAGCGGACCCGAUGGCUCCGGUGAUCGUGGUCCCUCCCAGGAACACCACGGUGGUGGCGGGGGCCACCGAGGUGACGCUGGAGUGUGUGGCUAACGCAAGGCCGGUCGACAAGCUGAGCGUCUCCUGGAAACGGAGCGGCGUGAAGCUGACGAGCGGCGUGGGCACGUUCGGGCGGAGGCUGACCGUCUUCAAGCCCGGCUCCGACGACGCGGGGCCGUACGUGUGCGAGGCCGCCCUGCUGGACAGCAGCGCCAAGGUGGCCGAGGCCAGGGCCUUCCUCUUCGUCACAGAGGCCCCGCGCUUCACGGUGGAGCCCAAGCGGAGGACCGUGGGGGAGGUGGAGAAAACGGUGGACAUCCCGUGCCAGGCCAGAGGAGUCCCCUUGCCCAAGCUGGAAUGGUACAAGGACUCUGUGGCGCUCAGCAAACUGAAUAACCCUCGUUACAAAGUGAUGGCUAGCAUGGGCUUGCAGGUCCGAAAGGUGCACCCCAACGAUGCCGGAAUCUUCCAGUGCUUCGCCAGAAACUCAGCUGGGGAAAUCCAGGUUCAUUCUAACCUCGUCAUCACAAGUAUGGCCCCGGCCUUCGCUGAGGCUCCCUCUGACAUCACCGCCACCGACGGCACGGCGGCGGUCUUCGCCUGCGAGGCCUCCGGAGCCCCCAAGCCCGCCAUCACCUGGAAGAGAGGAACGCAGGUUUUGGGCAGCGGCUCGGUCCAGAUCCCGCGCUUCACCCUCCUGGAGUCCGGGGGCCUGCUGGUGAAGCCGGUCUUCAUGGAGGACACGGGGAACUACACCUGCCACGCCUCAAACUCGGAGGGAGCCGUCAGCGCCAGCUCCUCCCUGACCGUGUGGAGCCGCACGUCCAUCUCCCAGCCCCCUGAGGACCAACGGGUCAUCAAAGGAACGACGGCCGUGCUGGACUGCAAGGCCACAUAUGACCCCAGGGUGUCCGUCAGGUUUGUGUGGAAGAAGGACGGCAGUGUGGUCAGCCAGACCAGCGGGGGGCGCAUCAGCUUAAGGGAUGGCUCCCUACACAUCAGCCAGACCUGGUCAGGAGACAUUGGGGACUACACCUGCAACGUCCUCUCUCAGGCCGGCAACGACUCCAAGUCAGCCCGUCUGGAGGUCAUCGAACUGCCCCACUCGCCCCGGAACCUGCAGGCCAGCCUGAACGCCACGGACAGCCGCAGCGUGGACCUCUCCUGGGUCCGCCCCUUCGACGGGAACAGCCCCCUCCUGCACUACAUCGUGGAACUCUCCGAAAACAACUCUCCGUGGAAGAUCUACUUGCCUGAAGUAGACCCGGUCCUGACGGGAGUGGUGGUGAGAGGGCUGACCCCAGCGCGCACGUACCAGUUCAGAGUGUGUGCGGUCAACCAGGUGGGGAAGGGCCAGUACAGCACCGAGACCAACAGGCUAAUGCUGCGGGAGGAGGCCCCCAGCGCCCCUCCCAAAAACAUCGUGGCCAGCGGCCGGACCAACCAGUCCAUCAUGGUGCAGUGGCAGCCCCCCCCGGAGCCCGAGCUGAACGGCGUGCUCAGGGGCUACGUGCUCAGGUAUCGCCUGGCCGGCCUCCCUGGGGAGUACCAGCAGAAGAACAUCAGCAGCCCUGAGAUUAACUACUGCCUGAUUAGGGAUCUGAUCAUCUGGACGCAGUAUGAGAUCCAGGUGGCGGCGUACACGGGGGCGGGCCUGGGGGUGUUCAGCCCGCCCGUCACAGAGUACACGCUGCAGGGAGUGCCAACGGCGCCCCCUCAGGACGUGGAGGCCAAAGCGUUGGACUCAACCACAAUCAAGUUCACAUGGAACCCUCCCCCGCAGCAGUUCAUCAACGGCAUCAAUCAGGGGUACAAGCUCCUGGCGUGGCCGGAGCAGUUUCCGGACAGCGUCACCGUGGUGACCAUCACGCCGGACUUCCACGGGGCGCGGCACCUGGGCCACGUGAGCGGGCUGAGGAAGUUCACCUGGUACCUGACGUCGGUGCUGUGCUUCACCACGCCGGGGGACGGGCCCAGCAGCCCCCCGCAGCUGGUGCAGACCCACGAGGACGCCCCUGGCCCGGUGGGUCACCUGAGCUUCACAGAGAUCUUGGACACCUCUCUGCGGGUCAGCUGGCAGGAGCCUGUUGAAAAGAACGGCAUCAUCACAGGCUACCUGGUGUCCUGGGAGGUGCAGGGGCUCAACUCCUCCCGGGUGUCCCGCACGCUUCCCAACACCACGCUGGAGUACAAGGUGACGGGCCUCACCUCCCUCACCACCUACACCCUGGAGGUGGCCGCCAUCACCCAGGCCGGGAUGGGGACCCCCACCUCCUCCACCAUCUCCUCCGGGGUCCCGCCAGAACUUCCCGGACCUCCAUCAAACCUUGUUAUCUCCAACAUAAGCCCCCGUUCUGCCACACUGAAGUUCCGGGCAGGGGAUGAUGGGAAGACAUCUAUCUCCAAAUGGAUUGUUGAGGGCCAGGUGGGGGGCAUCGGCGAGGAGGACGAGUGGAAGGUCCUGUACGAAAAAGAGAACGAGCCAGACGCCCAGGUGCUAGAAAUCCCCAACCUUACCCCCUUCACCCACUACAGGUUCCGCAUGAAGCAGGUGAACAUCGUGGGCCCCAGCCCCAUGAGCCAGCCCUCCCGCGUGAUCCAGACCCUGCAGGCCCCGCCCGACCUGGCCCCCAGCAGCGUGAGCGUGCGCACGGCCAGCGAGACCAGCCUGUGGCUGCGAUGGGUGCCCCUACAGGACACCGAGUACAACGGUAACCCGGAGACGGUGGGCUACAGGAUCAAGCUGUGGCGGGCGGACCAGCAGGGCGAGGCCCAGAUCCGGGUGCUGAGCGAUCGCCUGGAGAGGGAGGCCACCCUGGAGGGGCUGGAGGCGUGGACCGAGUACCAGCUGCAGAUCCAGGCCUUCAACUCCAUCGGCCCCGGGCCCUGGAGCGAGACGGUGAAGGGCCGCACCCGCGAGUCCGUGCCGUCUGGGGCUCCUGAGAACGUCACGGCCGAGGCGGUGAGCUCCACGCGCAUCCUGGUCACCUGGGGGCCCGUGCCGGAGCACCAGAAGAACGGAUACAUCCUGGGAUACAAGGUGCUGUAUAAGGAGCAGGACUCGGAGGCUGAGCCCCAGGUGCACGUGGUGAAGGGGAACCUCACGCAGUCUGUGCUGCUGAGGAACCUGCGUAAAUACGUCCUGUACCAGAUCCAGGUGCUGGCCUUCACCCGCAUUGGGGACGGAGAGCCCAGCAGCCCCCCUGUCCUGGAGAGAUCAAAGGAUGACGUCCCUGGCCCCCCUAUGAGGCUGGUGUUUCCCGAGGUGCGCCUGACGUCGGUGAGGGUGGUGUGGCAGCCCCCAGCGGACCCCAACGGUGUCAUCAUGGGGUACCAGAUCGCCUACCGCCUCGACGCCAGUGACCCUAACAAGUUCACCACGGUGGAGGUGGGCUCCAACGCCCGGCAGUUCACGGUGACGGGCCUGGCCCCCGAGUCGGCCUACGUCUUCCGCGUCUCCGCCCGCACCCAGCAGGGCUGGGGCCUGCCCGAGGAGGCGGUGGUGAUCACCACGGAGAGACGAGACCGGCCCCAGCCGCCCAAGAAGCUGACGGUGCCGCAGAAGGACGUGCGGUCGCGGGCGCUGCUCCUGCGUUGGGUCCCCGGCGGCGACGGCUCCUCGCCCGUGCGCUACUUCACCCUGCAGACGCGCCAGCUGCCCGACGGGGACUGGCACACCCACUCCGCCGCCAUCAGCCACAACAGCACCUCCUGGGAGGUGGACCGGCUGAAGCCCUUCACUUCGUACAAGCUGAGAAUGAUGGCGACUAACGAUAUCGGAGACAGCGCCUACAGCAAGGAGACGGACGCAAUUACAACUUUACAAGAUGUUCCUGAUGAACCACCUGUUAUUCUGGCGGUAAAGCCAUCCACAACGACCUCUGUCCUUGUUCAGUGGCAGCCGCCCAAGGAGGAGAGCGUGAACGGGGUGCUGGUGGGGUUCCGCCUGUUCUACCGCGAGCUGCAGUACGAGAGCGCCCCGGCGGAGCCCAAGGAGGCCCCCAACCUCUCGGCCGCGCGCGCCGAGAUCACAGCCAAGAGCACUUUCAAGACUGUGAGCAGUGCUUGGUUAACAGAAUUCGAGUUAACGCAGCUGAACAAGUACAAACGCUAUGAGGUCGUGAUGACAGCCUACAACAUCAUCGGCGAGAGCCCGCCCAGCGCACCUGUGGAGGUUUUCGUUGGAGAAGCAGCUCCAGCAGUGCCCCCUCAGAACAUUAAGGUGAACAGCCUGUCAUCCACACAGCUAGAGGUGGUGUGGGAGCCUCCCCCCGUGGAAACUCAGAACGGGAACAUUCAGGGCUAUAAGAUCCACUACUGGGAGCGGGACAAUCGGAACGAGACGGAGAAGGUGAAGAUCCUGUUCGUCCCGGAGACCGCGGUGCGGCUGAAGAACCUGACCAGCUACAGCACGUACCUGGUCAAGCUGUGCGCCUUCAACGCGGCGGGAGACGGCCCGCUCAGCGAGCCCAGGAGGGGGCGCACUCUCCAGGCCGCCCCCAGUGUUCCGAGCUUCAUCACCUUCUCCGAGGUGACCACCACCACGCUCAACGUCUCCUGGGGGGUUCCCCUCACCCCCAACGGAGUGGUGGAAGGGUACAGGGUGGUGUACGAGCCCUCUGCCCCGAUACACGGCGUGAGCAAGGUGGUGACCGUGGACAUCAAGGGCAACUGGCAGCGCUGGCUCAAGGUUCGGGACCUGACCAAGGGCGUGACCUACCGCUUCCGGGUGCAGGCCAAAACCAUCAGCUUCGGGCCCGAGCUGGAGGCCAACAUCACGGCGGGGCCGUUGCGAGGCUCCCCUGGUUCUCCCAUCGAGACGUCAAUCACUAAAUCUUCCUCUGCCCUCACCAUUCAUUGGACACCAGGAGAUACAGGGGCCGGGCCAGUUAUCGGUUACGUUAUUGAAGCCCGUCCUUCAGACGAGGGCUUGUGGGAUACCUUCGUCAAGCACUUGUCCCCCAGCAGCACGUCUCACUCUGUCAGCCUGGACCGCCUCAGGCAGGGCGUCAGCUACGAGUUCCGCGUGAUCGCAGUCAACCAGUUCGGCUACGGCGAUCCCAGCAUGCCCUCUGCUGCCCUGUCAGCCCAGUCAGAGACGCCUUUCUACGAGGAGUGGUGGUUCCUGGUCGUCAUGGCGCUGUGUGGGCUGAUCCUCAUUCUGAUGGUGGUGUUUGCUCUGGUGCUGCACGGUCAGGGCAAGAAGUACAGAAGCUGUGGUACCGGUGAGCCACGCCAUCCGUCCUUCUGUCUGUCUGUCGGGAAGCACAUCUCCACCGUGGAGGAGUCUGUCACCCUGGACAACGGAGGCUUCACUGCCCUGGAGCUCAACAGCAGGCACCUCAACGUCAAGAGCACCUUCCUCAAGAAGAAUGGCACCAGGUCUCCUCCCCGCCCCAGCCCCGGGGGACUGCACUACUCUGACGAGGACAUAUGCAACAACUACAACGGCGCCGUUCUGACAGAGAGCACCACGCUGACCGAGAAGCCCACAGAGAUCUCUGAGUCUGAGGCCACGGACAGCGACUACGAGGACGAGCAGCCCAAGCACUCCUUCGUCAACCACUACAUGAGCGACCCCACCUACUACAACUCGUGGAAGCGGCAGCAGAAGGGGCUGAAGCAGAGCCCGGCCUACGCGUACGAGGAGUGCGCCGGGGGCGACGCCGAGGCCUACUAUCAGACUGUAGUGACCCAGCACAGCGUGGGAGGGGCGUACACCCCCGCCGGCCAGCCUGCCCCCAGCUCACGGACACCCGCCACAGGCUUCUCCUCCUUCGUCUGACGCACGGUGCCACGCCGGGGGCGGGGAGGGGCGGGGUCAGGGUGGGGCUCGUCCAGUGGCUCCGGCAGCCCGGGGGGGUAUGGUGAAUUGUGGGUAUUUAGCCGUCGGCUCCAUACAGUAAAAAGACACAAAGGUAUUGCUGGCAGGAGGAACAUGAAGCUGUUUCUCAGCUCUGCACUUCUCCUGUGCCCACAUUCCCCACAGUGUCUGUGACUUAUCAAGACUGUGUGAUUAUCUCCGUCAUACGUGUGUAUCUGUGAGAGAGAGACUGAGACAGACAGGCAGUUUGAGUGAAAACGAAGGAAUGGCUUACAAAACUAGAUGGAAAAGAACUUUCCAGAAAGACAGAGAGAGAACUCCUGUGUAGUCACGGGACUCUGCUUCGACUUUGAAGAGUGAAUGUGAGUUCAAGGCCUGGACUCAGUGCAGGGGAUCACAGACGUGUUCUCACCCCAAUAAAUCUGAUCCUCUUCAGAACUCAGCCAGCGGAUGAAAAGAACUUUCCUCUCAAAAGGAAUAAAAACAUUUCUUCUGCCUGGCACUUAAAAGAGGAAAUAAUGGUCUUGUUUGUUAACAGUUAAAAAAACUGUUUCAGCUCAAAGAUGGCCCUUAAAAAAAUCUAAUGGAUCAAGACACUUGUAAUUAUAGGACUUUUAAUCACAUUAAGUGUAUUACCCACAAUCCACUUCAAAAGCUGAAAGCCCCAAGAUGUUGCACUUGAGAGUUUGGAGGACGCGUCGACCACAAAACUUCUGAAAGACGGCUUAAAAAGGAGCAGAGCGGAAUUUGCAAGACAACGGGGUGUGGGAGGCGUCAAAGGGAACCCUCUCCACCCUGCGCCGCACGGUCCUCUACAUCAGAGAGAGACCUCCGACCGUGUGGCAGAAGCAGCAGCAGGUUCCCCGUGCCUGCUCUGAGCUGGCCUGCUGUGUGACGCUGCGCUGAAGCUGUGCUGAAGCUGAGGGUGGGCUGUACAGUACGCCGCGCCUGACCCCGCGGGCUGGCCUGCCUCCAGGACGCCCUCGCUCUCGCCGCUGGUCCUUCCACUUCAGUCCGGGAACCGCCCGUCAGACGAGUAACACUCACUUGAAGCUUUCCAUGUUUUCGGUUUUUGUCUUAUGGUUUGGUUUGGUUUUGUUUUGUUCUGAGAAGAAUGAAUGUAAUGACAAGGAAUUCCUUUGGGUUUGAAAGGAUAUUGAGAUAAAAAUAUACUGCCUUUGCACACAUGACUGCACUCUUAAGCCAUAUGGAUAUUGCUUUAACAGAAAGAAAUGUGCAUUUUCGACUUUUAUUUUUCAAACUCAUUUCUUUGAUAUUUUUUACGAAGAGAAAAGAUGACUGAGGACUUUGUUUUGUUCCUUUUUUAGGUUAGCAAUAUGUACUGUAUAAGUGUAUUUUUAGUAUAAAUUUUGUACAGAUCAAUUUUUACUGUAGUGUUUUUUGCCACGUUGGUGUAGUUCUGUAGUCAGUCCAUUACAGCAAUCCAUUGUUGUUGCUUGUUAGUGUAUGGCAAUCAGAAAGUAGAAUGAGGAGAUUUCAAAAAUCCCUGAGAUGAUAUGAGGAUAUAAUAGUUCAUAAACCUGUAGGGUAUUUGAGCUAGAUACAAAUUCAGUCUAUAUUUUUUGAAAAUUUAAAUCUGUGAGUAAAUAUUAACUGUCUUAUGUCCAUUGAGUAUGAACUGGUUUUUCACAAAGUAAAACAAAUUUCCUCGCAUUUUUUUAAAUCAAAUGAAAUGUUUAUUGUCAACCUUGAUGGCUGUGUGACCUUAUACUGUAAUCGCUCCUGAUUUCUGUUUCUCCUUGUUGUGUGCUGCUAACAUUACAAUAGGCCUCAAAACAUUAUGUGCUGAGUCAUUAUUAUGACAAAGGCUCAGAUAUAACAAGGGAUCUGAUGCUCCUCCAAGAACAUUAGUGAAUAUUUACUGAAGUUCCAUAGUUCAUGGUUAUUCUUGGCAGUGGUAUUUGUGAAGAUGUGAAUCAGUACAAGGCACAAUAUAAUUCAUUUUUAUUCUCUGUAGGUGUACUGUUAUGAGGCUUACACUGAAAACCGUCACUGAUAUAACUAAAUAAAUCUGAUGUAUUUUAACCGCAUAGGUUGUAUGUUCAUUCACCCUCCCACAAACGCAACCGAACUCACAGAAACGGAAAUGUAAAUAUAUGAACUACAGCUGGCUGCGCCCGCACCGCACAGGUUUGUUUGGGACCCAGAGAAAGCGACGCGAGUGCUUGGAGAAGCUCGGCCACAGUUGAGCGUUCAGCGAGGGUAGAGCGAUAACGUUUUUUAUAGAGGGCAAACGGAAGAAAGGCUUAUAUUUGUAAGCAAUUACAUUCUGUCCAUUUUGUUUGUCUUUCAGAAAAGUAUUUGGGUAACUGACAAUAACAGAGCUCUUUUAACAUUUUCAUUCAUUUUUUUUCAGCGUACUUCCUGCUAUGUACAGCAGAGGGCAGUAGCAUUGGGGUAGAGUACCUCUGCUCAGAAGCAGGUGCUUGUAUUUCAUUAUGCUAUGCUGAAAAGCUUUGCUCACACCUUAUCAUUCAGUUUUGUAUUUCUGUAUCUUUUUUUAAAGUCUUGUGAAAUAACAUGGCACUAAGUUUUUAUUUUAUUUUAUUGUACAUAGCUUUCAGGGAUCUAUUGUUAUGUACUCUAUAGGUCUUCUGAAUAAAUGUCUGUCAAAUCAAAUUCCCACCAUAUUGUUUUGCAGUGGCUGUUCAAUAACAUUCAUGUACUAUCCCUGAACUGUACACUCUUUCAUGUACAAAUGUUCCGAGAGGUAAGACAAGGUUGGAAUUAUGAGUUCCUUUGACAUAAUCACAGGAAAUGUAAAACAUGUUUACUUGUGUCCAAGCCUGUAUCAUUUCUGAUCACUUUUUUCUGUAUGAGCUUUAAGAAAAAUCUUCCAGGUUUAUCCACGGUUGCAUGACAUUCACUCUUCCAUUUCCGUAGCUUUACUUUGUUCCGAUUUACCGCUGUUUUUGUAUGGUAUCUGUUUCAGGUGUUAGUUGACGUUGGUCGGGGAAUGUUUUCUUUUUACUGUUGUAGUGCUCUUAUAGUCAUAUUUACCAGACUCAUUUCUUUGUUUAAAGCUUAAUGAUUUUGCACUCUUGCCAUUUAUUAAAUAGAAAAUGAAAAUGUUCAAACUGCA
Molecule: messenger RNA, 10953 nt
Organism: Anguilla anguilla (European eel)
Lineage: Eukaryota; Metazoa; Chordata; Actinopteri; Anguilliformes; Anguillidae
Gene: sdk1b
Product: sidekick cell adhesion molecule 1b
Exons: 47
Coding region: 711-7811 (2366 amino acids)
Biological process (GO): cell-cell adhesion
Molecular function (GO): protein binding
Source: RefSeq, a predicted model, not a curated record